Messenger RNA from Populus nigra (black poplar), 1966 nucleotides. Its product is annotated as probable polyamine transporter At1g31830. The record is from RefSeq and is a predicted model, not a curated record. The transcript is spliced from 2 exons. Gene Ontology annotation, molecular function: transmembrane transporter activity. Gene Ontology annotation, cellular component: membrane. Bases 477 to 1865 code for a protein of 462 amino acids. Lineage: Eukaryota; Viridiplantae; Streptophyta; Magnoliopsida; Malpighiales; Salicaceae. Gene Ontology annotation, biological process: transmembrane transport.
AAAAAAAAUUAUUGAAGGGUUGCAUUUAAAAAUGUCUAUAGGUACCAAAUAUAUAUAUUUUUAAUCUCUAUGUCGCCUUACCUGAGUGUCGUUUUGAUUUUCAUCCUCGUCAGGAAGCAGAAAACUCAAGAUCAACAAAGAAACAAAAUCUUGCGUCGGUAGUAGCACCCACCUCCUCUGAGUGUCUGAAUCUGGAAAAGGACGCGUGAUAGGCCCAGUGGCCAACUCAUCAGUGACAUAAAUAGCAUGAUGACACAUAUCCAAAGCCUCUUAAUUAUUUAGCACCUUAGCAUCUCCUAUUUUCUACGUUUCAACGUGAUUCACAUGUUCUCAAAAGAAAUUAUUUUUAUCUAGCCAUCUCUUUGGGUUUUUUCCUGAUUAAUGUGAAAAAACGGAGGUGGGUUCUCAAUUUCUAAGCUCCUUAAUCCAAAAUAGAGAAUCAUAGAGAUUCGUUGACUAACCAAAAUUCCGUUGCUAUGGAGGAGCCGAACAAUGCUGGGUACGUAGCUUUAGGGGAAGCAUCCUUCCCAACAUUAGAUAAGUUCCAGAAGGUUUCUGUCAUACCUCUUGUUUUUCUUAUAUUUUAUGAAGUUUCUGGGGGACCAUUUGGAGUUGAAGACAGUGUCCAGGCAGCUGGACCUCUUUUAGCUCUUCUUGGUUUUUUGCUUUUUCCACUUAUAUGGAGUAUUCCAGAAGCCUUGAUAACUGCAGAAAUGGGUACCAUGUUCCCAGAGAAUGGUGGAUAUGUAGUUUGGGUUUCAUCAGCGCUGGGUCCUUAUUGGGGGUUUCAACAAGGUUGGAUGAAAUGGCUAAGUGGUGUUAUUGAUAAUGCACUAUACCCGGUUUUGUUUCUAGACUAUCUGAAAUCGGCAAUCCCGGCAUUGGAGGGUGGCAUCCCUAGGAUAGUAGCAGUGCUGGCUCUGACUGCGGCUCUAACUUACAUGAACUACAGGGGUUUAAGCAUAGUGGGGUGGGUUGCUAUACUGUUAGGGGUGUUUUCUCUGCUUCCUUUUGUGCUCAUGGGACUUGUGGCAAUCCCCAAACUGGAGCCAUCAAGGUGGUUUGUGGUGGAUUUCAGCAAUGUGGACUGGGGUUUGUACUUAAACACACUGUUCUGGAACCUCAACUACUGGGACUCAAUCAGUACUCUUGCAGGAGAGGUCGAAAACCCGAAUAAAACUCUUCCAAAAGCUCUUUUUUAUGCUCUUAUCUUGGUUGUUUCUGCGUACUUUUUUCCUCUUUUAAUUGGUACUGGAGCAGUACCACUUGAUCAGGAAAUGUGGUCUGAUGGGUAUUUUUCAGAAAUUGCUAAAAUUUUAGGUGGUGUAUGGUUGAGAUCUUGGAUCCAAGGGGCUUCUGCCUUUUCAAACAUGGGCAUGUUUGUGGCAGAGAUGAGCAGUGACUCUUUCCAGCUUCUAGGGAUGGCUGAGCGUGGGAUGCUUCCUGAGAUCUUUGGCAAGAGGUCUCGUUAUGGAACCCCUCUUACUGGGAUUUUAUUCUCUGCAUCUGGAGUGAUUUUGCUAUCAUGGUUGAGCUUCCAAGAGAUUGUUGCCGCAGAAAACUUCUUGUACUGUUUUGGAAUGAUUAUGGAAUUUAUAGCAUUUGUGAAAUUAAGGAUGGACUAUCCAGCGGCACCAAGGCCUUAUAAGAUACCUGUUGGAACAGUUGGAGCAAUUUUGAUCUGCAUUCCUCCAACCUUGUUAAUUUUAGUGGUAUUGACACUUGCUUCUCUCAAAGUCAUGGCUAUUAGCAGCGUUGCUUUGAUUAUAGGGCUUAUCAUGAAGCCUUGUCUUGACUAUGCGGAGAAGAAAAGGUGGUUCAGGUUUUCUAAAAUUUCUGACCUUUCAUCCAUCCAUUCUGUGUAAUGAACCAUGAAUGCUUGUUACAAUUUUGAUUUUCCCCUUCCUCUUUUUUCCCCUGUUCAUCUGAAAUGUGAAUGCAAUGCUAGCCUUCUUUAUCCUCUCAA